Penicillium angulare is the source of this 624-nucleotide messenger RNA. RefSeq names its product sulfotransferase family protein. Bases 1 to 624 code for a protein of 207 amino acids. Lineage: Eukaryota; Fungi; Ascomycota; Eurotiomycetes; Eurotiales; Aspergillaceae. The record is from RefSeq and is a predicted model, not a curated record. The transcript has a single exon.
AUGGAUGCAAAGUAUGCUGGAGAGGGCCAACCCGUAAGCCGAGAAGGUUUCGAUCAGCUUUUCGCAGGGGAAUACAAGGAAAGUCUCAAGUUUCUUAUCUCUUCCCAGAACAAAAACUACAACUGUGCACAAAGAAUUGAAUUAACACCAUUCUUGCAGGCUAUGAGUGACUACCCCGCAGCCAUGUUUCCCGACGAGCUAAUCGCAGCCUAUCCCUCCGCCAAGGUGAUUCUUUCCAUUCGCGACGAAGACGGAUGGAUCAGAUCAAUGGAAGAUACAAUUUUGCAUCGGUGGAAUGCAGAAAGAGCAGCUAGUCAAGUUGCAACAGAUACUGAGUCUGAGGUUCCUGAUUCAAUCAUCUCAACUCGAAAUGAGAUGGUUCGUAAAAUACAAAGAUAUGCUUGGAAUGAUAAUUUUGGAAAGAAUGGGCGUCGGCUGUUUCGCAGCCACAACGAGCAUAUUCGUCAGCUUAUGAAGGAGCGGAGGGAAGAUUUUAUUGAGUAUAAGCCUGGAGAAGGGUGGGAGUCACUCUGCCAAUUUCUCGGCAAAGAGAUUCCUGAUCAAGCAUUUCCCCGAAAGGAUGAUUGGGCGGAGUAUAAGGCGCAGACGAAGAGGAAAGAGUGA